UGUAUGGUUAUUUAAUUAUAUAUCAUACUAUUUUACGCAAAAAAAUGUUCAUCUCAGAUAUUAAUGCUGACAUAAACUUAGCUGUUAUUAUUAAUGAACGCUUUGUCGAGACUCUGCAUAUCCGAUUAAUAAGUAUUCGUGUAUAAAGUUGGGCAAUACAGGAGUCAUCGUUCCUUACAUUGGACAUUUUGUUUAUAUCUGAUGCUACAGAUGCAAUUAUUCUCCGCGAUCGUCCAAUAUCAGCCCAUUGAAUUAAAUAACGCCAACGAUGGAGAGUGUGCCCUACUGCUAAGCGGCCCAGGGCGAAGUAGCCAGUUCGAUUACACAUUCAACUUACUCAGGGGCACCAGCCUAGAUUAUAAUGGUCAGCAAACCUGCAUAACAUACGAUGCCGUAAAUGCAGCAUAUCUAGAGGCUAGAAAAAGAAUUCCAAUCGCUCAACCACACGGUGACUGGAAAGGAGAAGACGUAGCUACGGUGGGCGAACUACUCUUGGACGUGUCCUUAAAUUUGGCUAGAACGUACGGUUUAUCUUACGAAGACAUAGAAAAAGGUCUGCCUCUUAUCGACACUAGCAAGACUUUAAUAAGGGAGGUAUGUCCCCCCUAUCUCUCAAACGUAGAAUGUCGAGCAGGAAAGUAUCGGAGGUAUGACGGAUUGUGUACAAAUUUGGAACAUCCCACAUGGGGAGCUACCCAUACACCUUUUACCAGACUGAUGGGUCCAUUGUUCGCCGAUGGAAUGUCCGAACCCCGCAUCAGUGUUACCGGAAGGAAUUUGCCCUUAUCGCGUGUGGUUUCCCGGACUAUGCACCCAGACGAGGGCUUUCACGACCACGCAGGCACCGUGAUGAUCAUCGCUUGGGGCCAGUUUAUAGAUCACGAUUACACACUUACCGGUUCACCGUUGGAUCCAUUUAACAGAAACGAUCCUGAGGAGUGCUGCGGUAGGCCGCCACACUUAAAGCAUCCCUAUUGCAAUGAAAUCCCCAUCCCAGACGACGAUUAUUUUUAUAGCCUGUUCAACGUCAAAUGCAUCAACUUCAUAAGAUCUUUUCCUGCUGCCAGGCCUGGUUGCAGGCUAGGUUCCAGGGUGCCAUUUAAUACCCUUACCGGAGUUCUGGACGCCAACACCGUAUACGGAGUGACGGAACACUUUGCAAGAAAACUUCGCGAAGGACAUGGAGGUCUCCUAAGAAUGAAUCCAGCGUUUGCAGAAUACGGAUUGAAAGACCUACUUCCUCUAAAACUUGAUAUACCAGAUGAAGGUUGUACUAGACCAAAUAGUACCAUGUUUUGCUUUGAAGCUGGAGAAAUUAGAGUAAACGAGCAACUAGUACUCACGUGUAUGCAUACCUUGAUGGCCCGUGAGCACAACCGUGUCGCGAGAGAACUGGCUCAAGUGAAUCCCCACUGGGACGACGAAACUCUAUUCCAGGAAGCCAGGCGAAUUAAUAUUGCUAUAAUUCAGCACAUCACCUACAACGAAUUCUUACCUAUAUUGCUAGGAAAAGAGGUUAUGGAAAAGUUCGGAUUGUUGCUGGAAAAACACGGUUACUGGGGUGGUUACGACCCUAAUGUCAAUCCCAACGUGAUUGAUGCUUUUGCAGCGGCAGCUUACCGAUUUGGUCACUCGUUGCUACCUACAGCAGUGGAAAGGUGGAGCAAGGCACACAAGUUUAUCGCUUCUAAACGACUUUCCGACUUGAUCCGCCGCCCCUAUGACCUGUACCGAGCUGGUGUACUGGACGAAUACAUCAUGGGACUGAUGAACCAAGUAGCACAAGCCAUGGACGAUUCCAUUACCCAAGAGGUCACCAAUCAUCUUUUCAAAAAGGUCGGCGCCAGAUUUGGCAUGGAUCUGGUCAGUUUUAACAUGCAGCGCGGUAGAGAAUUCGGAAUUCCCGGUUAUAUGGAGUUUAGAAAGUUCUGUGGCUUGCCUACCAGCGACAACUGGGACGACAUGUUCGGCACCAUGCCCAACGAUACCGUAGCGAAAUACGCGUCAAUAUUCGAGCACCCGGCCGAUAUAGACUUGUGGUCAGGAGGUGUGUGCGAACGCUCCUUGCCGGGAAGCAUGUUGGGGCCGACUUUUGCUUGCAUAAUAGCCACGCAGUUUAGUUAUUCGAGAAGAGGUGACAGAUUCUGGUACGAACUUCCAAACCAACCUUCGUCGUUCACUUUAGAACAACUCGAAGAAAUUCGUAAGGCGCGAUUGGCUAGAGUUAUUUGCGACAAUACGGACCUGAUAGACACAGUACAAAUGUAUCCGAUGGUACUUCCGGACCACGAAAUCAAUCCACGAGUGCCUUGCCGCAGCGGCAUCAUACCAUCAAUGGACUUUUCCAAGUGGGCGGAAUUCCCCAGCUCAGGGUUCUUCGGUAGUAUAAGAAAAUGAUAUCAAACGUCUUAGGUUGCCAUAGACAAUUAUUUAUUCUGUAAAUAAAGACUGACUACACAGGUCGAACUCAUAUGAUCAAGAAACGCGCGGUGUCCCGUUUUGAUUUUUGAAAAAUUGCGAAAAUUCUUGCUCUCGAUGUUGUUGAGACUUGACCACACGUUUGUAAAUAUAGUUAUCAUUUAAAAGUAAAAUAGCAUUAUCGUACACAAACUGGACUGUUAGGUACCGGGCAACUAACAAUCUUCUUCGAUUCAUGCGCUCUCCUCACUAAAAUUGGCGAACCAAAUGCCAAUUGUAGCUUUGGAAACUGCAGCAUGAAUAAUUUCUAUAGACGAUCUUUUUACCUGUGCUUUUCUCUCAAUUAUAAGCCGACGUAAUUUGUAUCUCUCACUUGUUAUCAUAUCACAAAAAUAUUAAACUUAUGAUGGUGUUCAAUAACUCUCGUUUAUGCAAUACCCCAUCAUUACUGAUUCGUUGCAAAGUAUUCGUCUGUAAAGCCUCCCACAGACUUCGGUUUGUUUUGUCUUUUCUACUCGCGGCGAUUCAAAACGAUUUGUCAAAUCGCCGGACUCUUUUGCUCACACAUUUCGGUAAAUUUUAACAGUUUUAAGCUCAAGAAAAAAAAAACAAGAACCAUUUGGUCAAAAGAAUGGCUAUUAAAGCGAGAAAGGUGUUCCCAAAUCGAUUUAAUAAAUGAAUUUAAAUUGA
Messenger RNA from Cylas formicarius (sweet potato weevil), 3108 nucleotides. RefSeq names its product peroxidase. The transcript is spliced from 13 exons. Bases 202 to 2397 code for a protein of 731 amino acids. Gene Ontology annotation, biological process: response to oxidative stress. Gene Ontology annotation, molecular function: peroxidase activity; heme binding. NCBI's taxonomy places the organism in Eukaryota, Metazoa, Arthropoda, Insecta, Coleoptera, Brentidae. The record is from RefSeq and is a predicted model, not a curated record.